UGCAUUGAUCGUUAAUUUCAGGAAGAGAAUUCAUCAUCACACAGAAACAGAGGCUGGAAUUUGACCAUGAAAUUUUUGAGAGCUAUUUUAUCGCUUAAGCACCUUGGAAAUAGUCGAGGAACAGUCAAACCUUCUCUUCCUCGCAUCACUGGUGUCGUUUCAAGUUUGAAACCUCGCGGUUAAACUCGACGGGAACUUGCAGCUACACAUGCCAUGUUCAGGAUACGCUGUCGCACGUACUUAAGGGCUUUUACCAUAGCAGCUUGGCUUAAGAGCGAAAGAGGAAGGAAAAAGUCGAUGAAGCAGACGAAGCGGUCGACGUGGGUCGAGUAUUACCGGGAUGUGGCAUUCUGCGUCUCCAUGAGGUCAAAAGACCCGAGCCUACAGGUGGGAUGCGUUAUUGUGCAUCCAAAAUCACUCAGGAUCUUGAGCGCUGGGUACAAUGGAUUUCCUCCCGGAACUCCAAACAAGGACGAAAACUGGAGAAAAGGUGAAAAAGAUGAUCUUGUCGUCCACGCGGAGGCCAACACUGUGCUCCUGGCAGGCCAAGCUGAUCUUGAAGGUUCAAUUGCCUUCGUUACAAUGUAUCCCUGUCGGGAGUGUGCGAAAAUGUUAAUAGCGAAGGGUGUCCGUAAGGUUUAUUAUCUUUCAUUAAAAAAAAAAAUACCAAAACUCAGUUCCCCAGUUCGAGGGAAUAUGCCAGGUGAAAGAAUAAAAACAAUGAUAAGUAACUGCAUAACUGGGAAUUUAGCAGGUGGAAAUUACACCAGGUGGCUCUUCUUUUCAACUGUUCCAGAUCGAUUUGGAAUUUGGAUUUUAAUUAAGAGCAGAAUCGCAUUGAUCUACUUUAGACCCAUAAAGCGAAGUAAGAAUACAACGCUGGAAGACUACGGGAAUCACCUGAUCCAGAAGGUAAGCUUCGUAAGGCAACAGAACACGACACCGGGUGAACCAAAUGGUGCCUAUAAAGCCUUGUGGGACAGCACGGAAGAACUAAGGAGCAGCGAUCUACAAAGUCCAUGGCCGAGAGAGUUAAUGGGCAAGAUCUUACUGGACAAAUGGACAGACUAUUUUCUGUUCUUGGCUCUCAUUGCCAGCACAAGAUCUUUGGAAAACCCUCAAGGAGCAAUCUUGAUAGAUUCUAAAACCUUAAAGAUAUCGGCGUUAUCGUACAACGGAUAUCCGAGAGGUGUCAGCAACGAUAACGCUGAUGACUGGAUGAAAUUGUCUGCGUUAACAAACGCCAUUUGUCUUCGAUUCAGCGAAGGACACGAUUUUUUCGCAUUUUCAACUCAGUUCCCAAAGCUUCAUGAAGUAAAAAAUCUUGCACAGGCCAAAAUAAAGAGAUUGUACUUUAUAUGGCCAAAGGCUCUUGAAGAAGACGACGAAAAGGCGGUGCAAAUUAUGAAAGACUCUGGAAUGAAAGUUGUGCCAAUGGAUCCUGAUUUCGAAAAACUAGGAGAGGCCAUAAAACACACCAUUGGAAGCCUGAAGGAGGCAGAGAAAGGGCUUUCCUCCGAUGAUUGGCCAAGUUACACUUGGACCGAGUAUGACUUACAACCAGAACGACGCCAUUGGAAGCCUAAACAAACCCCGGAAGCUCGGACAUGCAGUGGAGCUCAUAGCACAUACCUUAAUGAUUCGAUUUAG
Messenger RNA from Pocillopora verrucosa, 1650 nucleotides. The record is from RefSeq and is a predicted model, not a curated record. NCBI's taxonomy places the organism in Eukaryota, Metazoa, Cnidaria, Anthozoa, Scleractinia, Pocilloporidae.